Messenger RNA from Mollisia scopiformis, 3233 nucleotides. RefSeq lists its product as uncharacterized. Gene Ontology annotation, biological process: eisosome assembly. The record is from RefSeq and is a predicted model, not a curated record. The coding region runs from base 362 to 2845 and encodes 827 amino acids. The transcript has 3 exons. NCBI's taxonomy places the organism in Eukaryota, Fungi, Ascomycota, Leotiomycetes, Helotiales, Mollisiaceae.
AGCCGAGUGGAAAGAGGAACUAGAUUGACUAAGAGUUACCAGUUCCAGUGCGAUGAUGCACUCAAUUUACCAACGAGAGCUUCCUUUACUUCUCAACAAUCUCUUCUUCACAAACAUCUCUCCCUCUCUCUCGACAUUCACAAUCAGUCAUUCAGGAUUACACUGAUUCCCAUUCCUACCCUCCCUCAUAAGCAGAGCACAUCCAUCAUCCACGCCUCACACCAUCUGAUUAUCGCAUGCUUGGCUCUACUUACUCCAGCUGCAGCCAUUCCAGCCCUCCCAAGCAACAUAUAACCCCGAACGCCUUACCCCCAAAACAUUGCCAUUCGUGUCAACGUCGUACUGAUACAUUCUCGUGAGGAUGGCGCAGACCACCGCUGCAGUUCCAACCGGACCAAUCGAAGAUGCUGGCCGACACACAACAUCCAGCCAUCUCUUGAAGGAUCAAGCUGCCAGUGCAGCAUUAUACGUCACCAAACCAGAAUCCCAAAUCAAAAACGGAUAUGAGUUUCUCGACAGUGACAACAAACUAUCAUCUGCUGGCGCAGCAGCUUCACUUAAGUACGCAAGAGCAGACCAACUGCCUAGCUACCCCUCAGCCGGAUUGAAGAAAGACGACUCUGCAGCAGGUGCGGCAGCAAGUUUGGGGUGGGCGAACCAGAAAUCAUUCGAACAUUGGAAACCAGACCCCUCGAAAGCUGCAUCUUCGGCGGCAUUCCUUGCAAAAGACUACAAGAUGGCACCACUUUGGCAACCAGAACAGAGUGCGCAUGGAGCAAAGGCAGCUUUGUUGGCACAUCGAGAUGGGGGAAAGGUCGAGAUCUGGCAACCUGAAGCUUCCAAGUGGGGUAAUUCUGCUGCAACACAAGCGAUGACCAAGGAGAGAGCUGGUGGUUUGGCUGUCAACCUUGAUUAUGGACAUACAGAGCUCGGUCGUCAGGGAUCGUUGCUUGCUGCGACAGGAGCAAUGUCUUCGAGCAGGAAGAGAGCAGAGUCGACACCAGUUAUCAAGGCGGCGACAUAUCCGGACGAGGCGAAUGCGGCGAGUAAUGCUUUGAAUGCUGCGACUUCUGCUCAUAGAUCUCAAAGUCGACGAUCGAAGGUAGAUCCAGAAAUUGGUGCAACCCCGUUCACGAACAUGUCGAGAGAUAUGUAUACUUCGCAUCCUCCAGUCGCACCAGAAGUCGAGGAACAGAAUCGUCAGGAUACGCUGAGGGCAUCUGCUAUUGCUAUGGCGAAGCAGAUGUAUAAUGUCCAACAGAAGCAAAUUGAUGCCGCUACGAGUGCACAAAUUCGUGGAGCUCAAGCCGCACAUCAAAGACGGCCAUCUUCAGUUUCAUCCGCGGACGAAGUCCCACCCAUGCGAUUCAACAAUCUUCAAGAAGCUGCACAGAAAUUGGCCCAGGAGAGACUCUCCAAACUACAUGAUGAGCACAUGACGAAUCGCGAGUAUCGUGACUACUAUGGAAGUACUCCAAAGCCACAAUCUAGAUUGUCCAUAAGGGGAAGAACUCGAUACCGAUCAUCGAGUCUUGGUAACAGCGAUGCGGACCUCGAGCAAUCGAACAAGAUUCGUGCACAAAUGUCCAUCUUCUCGAGCAACAUCUCUCAAGUUGACGCAAAGAAGCGACAACAGGAUCGUGAGAGUCUGAUUGCUGCUGCUCAACGAAAUGUGACCAAGAGUCUUCACAAUAUGGAUGAGAGAGUCUUCCAGGAUACUGGCAAGAUUGCACCGUCUUUGCUCAGUGAAUGGGAAGUCAAGGCCCAUGCAGCAGCUCAAGCUAAGAGCGAUACUCGUAUGGAGAACCAUGGCAAGAUCCAUAUUGGAGGUGGACAGUUUAUCAACCAGAGCGCGGUUGAUUUGGUGGCUGCGAGAAAUGUUCAGCCAGUGCUGGAUGAGAUUAACGAGAAAGCUGAAGCAGAGCGCGAAAGACAAGCUGCAUUGAAAUUGGAGCAAGAGACACAGAAGCGGAAAGCUGCAGAGAAGAAGAUGAGAGAGAAGGAAGAGAAAGAUAUCAAUAAGAAAUUAGCUCAACAAGAUAAAGAAGAGAAGAAGCUGGCUAAGCAAGAGGAGAAAGCUGCCGCGAAAGAGAAGCGUAAUUCAACAAAGGCAGAAGAAGCAGGAGUCGAAGCACCAGCAGCUGCUGUUGUAGCUGAAGAACCAGCAACAACAGAGGAACCUAUUACAGAGCCUUCUGUUGAGCCUACUGUCGUUGAGCCAGAGCCAGAAACCACAACAGAAGAGCCAACCACAACUGAACCCACCAUCGCAGAGCGACGCGAAGCCUCAACUCCAGUCCCCAUCCGCACCUCAAUGGAAGACCAAGCCAGCGUACGCAUGCGCGAAUCCGCCAACGAAGCAAACAAAGACGACGGUGCCGUCACUCCAAUGUCUCCCACCACCAAGGAAGGCGGAAAAGUCAAGUCUUGGCUCAAGACCAAGUUCUCCCGUCGCAUGAGCAAAGGUUCACGACCAGUGAAAGAAGAGAAGAACGUAAAGGAGAAAGAACCAGCUAGUUCCUUCGUCGGAGGCGCGGCACUAACUGGUGCAAGUGCGAAUAACAGCACCGCAUCCCUCACCGCAAAGAGCUCUAGCAUCAAAGACGUCGCGAACGCGUCAGCGAGCGCUCCGGUUGUUGAUGAAGGAGAAGAGUAUAGAGGGCGAACAGAGAGGAGAGAUAGUGAGGUCAGUGCGCUUUCGGAAGAACCUACAGGAGGCAGAGAGGAUGAAGAAUUCCAGGAAGCAAGAGAUAAUUUCGAUGAGGAUCUUGCGCCGCCUCCGACGUUUCCUGCGGAGAAGAGCUCGAGUCCCGUGAGGAGCACGAAGUUUACUGAGGAUAUCUAGGAAGGAUAGGUUAAGCGAGGGGAUAGGGGAAAGAAAGCAAGACGUUCGUUGUGAUACUCUCUUCUGCUCUUUCUUUUAUCUACUUUAUCGCGAUUUGUUUCUGUACAACGACCUUUUCUUUAUUUCUUGGGUGGGAAGGAAAACUAGGCACACAACUUGUGAUUGAGGUUACGAGGGAGGAUAGGAUGUUUGGGAUUUUGUGUGGGGGUGAUGUAUAUAUGUUUUAUUAUGAUGGAAAAGCUAUGAGGUGGAGAGGGAAAGGGGAUAGGUAGUUGAGUGGUAAUAGUGUAGAUAUUGUACUCUUAUGAAAUUUUCUGCACUGAGAGUUGAAAAGUGAGAUGUGAUGAAGGAGAGAAAGUGUGUUAGUAGAAUCUGAGGCUGGUUAAAG